Ectocarpus siliculosus is the source of this 1617-nucleotide messenger RNA. NCBI's taxonomy places the organism in Eukaryota, Phaeophyceae, Ectocarpales, Ectocarpaceae. The record is from the annotation of a GenBank genome assembly.
AUGCGAGAACGCCCGCAUGAGGUAUCUAGAGAAUCUGCUGGCUACAUAGCGGGCGGCAUGCAGUGGCGUAGUUUUCCCGGACUGCUGGCGUUGGCGGCGUCGCACGAGUUCAACGUUGGUGGACAAGAUGUUGCGGCUUCUACCUUCCUCGAGCUCGCCCGUGAGCGGUUCGAGGCCCGGAACGUCAGGUCGGCCACCUUGGAGGGGGACACCUUCGCCUUCGAUCGCUUGCAGCUCGUCAGGGUGCCGAAGGCCGGCAGCAGCGAGGCCAGCGUCAUCGCAAGGCGGCUUGGCGGAUGCGUGCCUCGAGGCCCUUGCUGCAUGAUGCCCGGACACCCUCCCGGGAGUUGCCCGUCGGAAGGCCUUAUGUGCCCGGCGGUGUUGGGGUGCACCGCCCACAUGAUGGACCCGAAGAGGAACACAAUGCUGGAGGACCCUAGCGUGUUUUCGAUGAGCAACGUCCGUGAUGUCGUGGACCGGAUGGUCUCGGGGUUCUUGUACACGCAACCACACUCUCCGCUGUGCACAAGGACGGACGAUGUGGACUACGAGAGCUGUUUCGAGGAAAUGAUGAAUACUACCAAGUUCCAGAACGUCGCUGCAAGAAUGGUGUCGGGCCACGACGCCUACGAAGGCAGCGUCAAGCUUUGCAUGAACAAGGAUCAGGAUGUAGGCGGGGAGGCGGCGUGCGCGGAAGACCUGGAGUCCGUAAUAAAGGGAGCGUGCAACUUGAACUUCGUCACCAUGUGUGAAGCGUGGGCUUCGUCCGUCCUUCUAUUGUUCGAGACCUUGCGGUGGCUGGAGCCGACCGCAGAUUUCUUCCCCGCUCCGAGGCACCGGCAUCGCCAGUUGUCCUCGUCCGAAGACGCAAAGGAAGGCGCCGCGGCGGGUCCACAGCGCCACAACACCGGGUCGAAGCACGAGGAAGGAAUAAAGCACAUCACACCCGAGCUGAGGGAUGCGGCCCGCAGCGCCAACGCGGUCGACGAGGCUCUACACGAGUUCGUUUCGGCCAAGUUCUGCGAGCGGCUAAGGGAAACGGGCUUGCUGCACCACCCCUUGGUGGGGGCAGAGCUGGCCACCUACGAACCGCUGGAGCGCAGAUGCAACGACGAGACAUGGGCGAAAGAUACCCUGGAACGAUUUGCGCCGAUCAUGCCGGACGAGUGUAGGCUUUAUCAGCCAUUCGAUAAACAGUAAUGAGCUAUUAUAUAAUAAAAGAAGGCUCCCGUUGGGGAGCUAGGUGGUUUGCCUCAUGGGGGCCAUGCAAGAGGUCACCGUUGCAUCUCAUCGUUCGGCAGUGACGGUUUACCGUGUGGGGGAUAUUUAUGUUUUCAUGGGAACUUUCGCGUGUGCAUGUCUGUGCGUCUAAGCUAGCGGCGUCUUCGCCGCAGAUCAUAGUGCUGCUAUAUCCCGCUGCUUUCGAUCAUUCGCUUGCCGUCAAUGCAAAGAGAACAAUAAUGUUUUCCCCAUUUCUUUCACGCCGAUCGCACGUGCCACGGAUGGCUGGCGAUCCCCGGGCACGCGUGUUCUUGUACCAGCGUUGGUGGGGUGAGGUGUGCAGCAGCACCCAUCCUGGCGUGGUGUUGACCAAAGCAACUAAAAAAUUGAAAGGUU